Porites evermanni is the source of this 304-nucleotide messenger RNA. The record is from the annotation of a GenBank genome assembly. NCBI's taxonomy places the organism in Eukaryota, Metazoa, Cnidaria, Anthozoa, Scleractinia, Poritidae.
AUGAAGACCAAAGCAAUGCUAGCUACCGGUAAAUGGAUCGAGAAAAGAAUGAAUAACCAACAGCUGCAAGUUUAAUUAAAUGCCACCGAACUUAAACGAGUGAGCUCACAAAAACUCUUAGGUGUCACAAUUGAUCACAAACUCUCUUUUGAUGACCACUGACCAUAUCGACGAACUCCGUGAAAAGCUCUGUCAGCGAAUUGCCGUGCUGAGUAGGAUUAAGAGAUUUCUUCCUCUGGAACAGAGGAAAGCGUACUACAACGUCAUGAUUAAGCAAACAAUAAUGUAUGCGUCCACUGUAUGA